Molecule: messenger RNA, 255 nt
Organism: Sporothrix schenckii 1099-18
Lineage: Eukaryota; Fungi; Ascomycota; Sordariomycetes; Ophiostomatales; Ophiostomataceae
Exons: 1
Coding region: 1-255 (84 amino acids)
Source: RefSeq, a predicted model, not a curated record
AUGGUGAGGGAAGGAGCCAAGCAACAGCAGACAACAUCUACUUCUGUACGACUGAAGUGGCCAGAAAUACUCUUUCCUACGUACUCCGUGCUCCGUAUCUCUCAACUGCACUUGUCGAUAGCGCUCGAAGAUGGACUUGACGCAGGACGGCUGUGCCUGGCAGAGUCUCAGAAGUCGACAGCGCGGCGCAGGACCAACACGCAAGCGACACGCAGGAACAUCAAAGCGGAUACAGAAUACGUGCCCUCUGCAUAA